This is a messenger RNA of Purpureocillium takamizusanense, 838 nucleotides long. RefSeq lists its product as uncharacterized. Lineage: Eukaryota; Fungi; Ascomycota; Sordariomycetes; Hypocreales; Ophiocordycipitaceae. The transcript is spliced from 2 exons. The coding region runs from base 1 to 783 and encodes 260 amino acids. Gene Ontology annotation, molecular function: acyltransferase activity, transferring groups other than amino-acyl groups. The record is from RefSeq and is a predicted model, not a curated record.
AUGGUUCAAGUCAUUCUGCCCGCGCUGAUUCCCGACAUCCGCCGCGUCUAUGACAUCUAUUUCGCGGCUUUCGAGAGCGACCCCAUGGGCCGCCUGAUGCUCAAGAUCCUGUUCCCGAGCAUCCUCGACGACGGCUUCCGGGAGGCCCACGCGGCCGGCACGCUGCAGUACUGGCACAGCAGCGACAGCCAGUACACCCUGAAGUGUGUCGACACGGACACGGGCGACAUCAUCGGCAUGGGGCUCGGCGAUCUCUACCUGAGAGAGCGGACCCCAGAAGAGCGGCGGAACCUUGGCGUGCCCUGGUUGCAGGGCGAGCAGCGCGAGCGAGCCGAGAAAAUCCUCAACCCCCUGUGGGAGGUGCGAGAGAGGCUCUUUGGCGGCCGACCAUACAUCUACGUCCACGUUAUCGCAGUCGACCCCAAGCACCAAGGGCGCAAGGCCGGGGCUCUCUUGGUGCAGUGGGGCAUUCAGAUGGGCGAACUGGCGGGCCUGCCCGUAUACUUCGAGUCCUCGCCGUCGACGGUGAAUCUGUACAAGAAGAUGGGGUUCGAGGUCCUGCCCGAGAAGAUCGUCCACAAAGCCGAGGUCCUGGGGACCGAGUCGGACAUCGAGGUGCCCCUGAUGGUGAAAUUGCCCUCGUCCGCAAAGGGAAUGACCUUUGACCAGUGGCGUCGCCAACAAGGGGACAUGGAGGGGGUCAGCAGCAGCGGCCUGCCAGCCCCGAGCACAAACGUGACGACGGAUGGUGUUGUGCAGCAUGCACCGCAAAUUGUGGCUUAAGUCUAGUGGCGCCGGGGCGGACUUUUGAGAAACUUUUUUUUUUCGGUUGAGCGUG